CGGCUCCUCCAGUGGAGGGCUGGUGUUCUGCGCAUGCGCACUGCUGUCACCUCACCUCGUCUGGUGGAUCUCUCGGCUCUCAGUGCGGGUCCUGUAGGUGAUGGGGGACAGAUGAAGCCUGUGUUGUUCGGGCUGAACCCCUGACUGUGGACAGAGCCGAUCUCGAAUGAUGCAGAGUGAAGAGCGCAAGAGAAAGAAACCCAGUUUGAUCCCCAGAAGCGUGUCAGAUGAGUACAGUCUGCGUGAGCGACCGAAAGAAGAAACCACAAAGAUGAAGAAUAAAGUCUCUACUUCACAAACGGUCAGCGGUAAGAAGAAGCCGUGGUCGUGGGAUCAGUAUCUGGAGGACGAUGGAUCUCCGGCCGCUCCUCUGCAGCUCUUCACUGAGUUCCAGGUGUUUCCCGACAGCAGGAAUGGUUUCAAGGUGGGGAUGAGGCUGGAGGGCAUCGAGCCGCUGCAUCCGUCCAUGUUCUGUGUGCUGUCUGUGGCCGAGGUGAUCGGCUUCCGUCUGCGGCUCCACAUCGAUGGUUACUCCGAGUGCUAUGACUUCUGGGUAAACGCUGACUCUCCAGACAUCAAACCGGCAGGAUGGAGCGAGGCGACGGGACACACACUCCAUCCACCCAAAGGUUACAAACUGAACGAGUUUAACUGGGAGAAAUAUCUGGAGGCCUGUAACGCUCAAGCGGCGCCGGAGAACCUCUUCAGAUCCAGCGGGUCGAGCGCCUCGCUGUUUGAGGUGGGCAUGAAGCUGGAGGCCGUGGACCGUAAGAACCCGUGUCUGGUGUGUGUGGCCAGCAUCGCCGACAUCGUGGACCAGCGCUUCCUAGUGCACUUCGACAACUGGGACGACACCUACGACUACUGGUGUGACGCCAGCAGUCCCUACAUUCACCCGGUGGGCUGGUGUCAGGACCACGGCCGGCCGCUCACAGCUCCUCAGGGACACCCGAACCCUGAGCACUUCGUCUGGGAGGAAUACAUGGAGGACACCGGUGCUUCUGCGGCACCCAGUCAAGCCUUCAGGGAGAGAUCUCCACACGGCUUCCAGACGCACAUGAAGCUGGAGGCGGUGGACAGAAGGAACCCAAUGCUGAUCCGUGUGGCCACCAUCACCGACACCGAAGACCACAGAGUCAAAGUGCAUUUCGACGGCUGGCAUGAGAAGUUUGAUUUCUGGGUGGAUUCAGACCAUCCUGAUCUUCACCCUGUGGGCUGGUGCUCCAGGACGGGUCACCCGCUCGAACCGCCACCGCUCGCUCACUCAGGGCUGUCAGAUGUGAAGAGCUCUGUGACGCAGGGUGUGUGUCCGACCCCGGGCUGCAGGGGCAUCGGUCACAUCAAAGGAGCAAAAUACACCGGACACCACAGUGCCUUCGGUUGCCCGUAUUCUGACAUGAACAUGAAGAAGGAGGUGGUGCUUCCCGACCGGCUCGGAGCAGAGAAGCAGAUCUCCUUCAUCCCUGUGACCAAACGCCAGUGUCCAGACGAGCAGGAGGAAGAGGAGGAGGAGGAGGAGGACGACAGGGUGAUGACGGCGGUGUGUGACGCUGCUCCUCGUCUGCGCGGUCGACCUGCGAUGAUGAAGAAAGACGAGCCUCUGUCGCUCCUCGGGAAGAGACCUCGUGUUCCCAGCAGACUCUCUGAGUCGAAGUAUCUGUGUGUGAAGGAAGAGGAGGACGACAUCGAUGUGAACAGUGUUAUUUCUGAGCGUCCCGUGGACAGUCUCCAGCAGGCGCUGCAUCAGUCCGUCUUCCUCUCAGCGAUGUCUGCUCACCCGAGCCGUGAUCUGCCGCUGUGUUGGGAGCAGCACUGUAAGCUUCUGCCCGGUGUGUCCGGCGUCCAGGCCAGUCGUGUGUCUCACUGGACCGCUGAGGAGGUGGCUGAUUUCAUCCAUUCUUUACCCGGCUGUGAGGAGCAGUCCAAGCAGUUCAGAGAGGAGCAAAUCGACGGCAAGGCCUUUCUUCUGUUGACUCAGCGAGACAUCGUUAAGAUAAUGAGUGUGAAGCUUGGCCCGGCGCUCAAGAUCUACAACUCCAUCCUGAUGUUCAGACACGCCGAGGAGAAGAAGCAGCCGCCGGCGGGAGACACAUGAAGCACAGAUCAGUCUUCUGGAUCAUGCAUUCCUCCGUCAGCGCUCAUCACCCCGCAGCCUCGUCUCGUCAGGUUCCUCUUCUGCCUUUAAACCUGCUCCUCUCCUUCUCAAACUCAACCACGCGACAAUCAAACACCGGCUCCGGCGUCUACCAGGGGUUUCUCUCACUCACGGUGCUAUUUAUACUCAAACACACACAGGUGAACAGCGACUACAGGAUUAGCUCUUGAGUGUGUGUGUGUGUGUGUGUGUGUGUGUGUGUGUGAGAGUGGGUGUGUGUGAGUGUGAGAGAGAGAGAGUGAGUGUGUGAGAGAGUAUGAGAGUGUGAGAGAGAGUGUGUGUGUGUGAGACUCUAAAUGAACAGUUCAUCCACUACUGAACAUUCUGUCAUCAUGUACUCACGUGACCAAUCCCCGGUGACUCUCACAAAACAACACGCAGCUGUGUUCAUGGAAGUGAGUCGUGUAAUCAUCUGUACAGCUUUGAAUAAGGGCUGAAAAUAUUCGGUUUCUCUCCAAUCAAGGGCAACGAUUAAUCACGAUUAAUCACAUUGUUUAUAUAUUUGUGUGUGCUGUGUAUAUUUAUAUUAGGGGUGUAACGAUACGCGUAUUCGUAUUGAACCGUUCGGUACGACGCUUUCGGUUCGGUACGCGGUACGCAUUAUGUAUACCGAACGGUUCGUUGGAGUAUUUAAUUAUAUUUGAAAAAAAAAAAAAAAAAGAGAGAGAGAAAUAUAAUGAUAUGCGUUCAACAAGGUAGCCCAAUAACCCAAACAACGUAACAGGCAACGCCCCUGACACUCCCGAAGAAGAAAAAAACACCAUCUUAUAUGUUUAUGUUAGGCUACUCAGCAGGCGCUCGCUCACUCAGUACACGCUGAAGGCUCGUUGCAAAAUAGCCAAUGCGUUUAACAGACUAGAAAUGAGAAGAUCCUCCAAUAACCAACAGGUCUGGUGUUUGGGUGCACUUUGGAUUCCCUUUAAGCUAUAAUGGUGAUGGCAAGAGAGUGGUGGAUAAAAAAACAACGGUAUGUCGCAUCUGCAACAUGACAGGGUACACUUAUAUUUCUGGUCUGUUAAAUGCAUUCGACAUUUUGCAACGAGCCUUCAGCGCGUGCUGAGUGAGCGAGCGCCUUAGGGGCCGUUCACAUAUCGUGCCUAAAAACGCAUGGAAAACGCUAAGCGCGUCUUUCUCCUCCUUUCCAAAGCGCUCGGGCAGAAGCGCUCAUGAGGCGUCUGUCUUUGCUAAGCAACAAUGACGUGCUCUCUCCAUGAGACGCGGAAAUUUCAGCGAAGGAUAAAUGGAUUUGCAGCUCUAAAAAUCGCUUGCAGUAGCUCUGCUACUAAAUUUAUUUCAAAAUUGCAAUCCAUAUACAACUAUGAUCAGCUGAUCCUUCAUCUUGGCUGAGCUCUCAACGUUGUUACGGGAAAGGAUGAAGCUGAUUGGUUGGUUCUUGUCACAUGACCCGCGGUGCGCUUGCGGCAUUCUGAAAAGUUGAGAUGUUUUUACAUUUUGCUGUAUCUAAAACGUAUCGAACCGAACCGAACCGAACCGUGACAUCAGUGUAUCGUAUCGAACCGAACCGUGAAUUUUGUGAACCGUUACACCCCUAAUUUAUAUAUAUAUAUAUAUAUAUAUAUAUAAACACACAUGCAUUCAUAUAUUGGAGAAAAAUUUUGUUUAUAUAUUAAAUAUAUUUGUUAUAUAUAAAUUAGUGCUGUCAAACGAUUAAUCGUGAUUAACUGCAUCCAAAGAAAAGUUUUUGUUUACAUGCUAUAUGUAUGUAUACCAUGUUCAUUUAUUAUGUAUAUAUAAAUAAAUACACAUAGAGUAUACAUUUUGAAAAUAUUUACAUAUAUUCAUAUUAUUGUAUUUUAUAUUAUAUAUGAAAGUUUAAUAAACAGCAUAUUUCUCUGAUUUAUAUAUACAGAAUAUAAAUAUACACAGCACACACAGAUAUUUUAACAAAAACUUUUAUUUUGGAUGCAAUUAAUCGUUUGCAAGAACUUAUUUAAAUGAUAUGAAUAUAAAUAUAUGUAAUUGCAUGUAAAUAUUUUUAAUAUAUAUACUAUAUAUUUGUGUGUAUUUAUAUAUACAUAAUAAAUAUACACAGCACAGCACACAUAUAUUGUGUAAACACUUUUAUUUAGGAUGCGAUUAAUCGGCUUGAGUUCUGUUGAUAUCAUUGAGGUUCAGAGAAACGUUUUUAUGGUGCUCUUUGUGUGAUUUUGGAAACAGAAGAUGUUGUUUUGAAAGAAAGUGAUUGGGGUUUGAGUAAAUGAUGAGAGGAUGAUCGUUAGUGUCUGAACUCUUCUGUGAUACUCAGAGAUUUCUGCCCGUUCUGUUACUUCCUCUAAUUUAGUUUUAUUUUGCACAGCUCUGUUUGAUUUUACUGAACCUGCUGAAUCACCUUUUAUUUAUUGUGCAAGAUCAGCGUAGGUUUGCACAGGGAAGGAUAAUAAUAAUAUAUUGAAAUGCCAAAAGGAUUUGUUUUAAAUUGAAGAGUGUUAUUUUUGUGAUGUAUUGCGCAGAGAAUUCGACCAAUCCCUGUUUAUUAUUCUUGAAAUAUACUUUAUUAUUCUGAAUUCUGGUUUCACAUCAGGGGAUUUUCUGACGAUUAUUUAAAGACUUGCUAUAAUGCACAAAGCAAACGAGAUCUAUAUAUCUAUAUAUUUGCUAUGAAUUUUGACACUGGUGUGAUUUCAAUGCAGAAUCCAUCUCAUGUUUAUUUAAUUUAGCCAGACGUCAGGAAUGUGUUUUAGUUUUUGUCCCUUCAGUUUCCCAGCACAGAAUUAACCCUUUCAUUGCAUUGCUGUAUUAGUUCAGUCCUUUCACUCUGAUAUGAUGAUUGAUUUAUUGAUCAUAUGCUUUGUACAUAUUUAUAAAGCUCUUUCUUAAACUCACUCACACUUUGUAAAACUGAUUUCAUUCAGUCACAUCAGCACCCUAAUAAACCGAGCGAAUCUC
Molecule: messenger RNA, 5062 nt
Organism: Carassius gibelio (silver crucian carp)
Lineage: Eukaryota; Metazoa; Chordata; Actinopteri; Cypriniformes; Cyprinidae
Product: lethal(3)malignant brain tumor-like protein 4
Exons: 20
Coding region: 167-2095 (642 amino acids)
Biological process (GO): regulation of DNA-templated transcription
Cellular component (GO): nucleus
Molecular function (GO): zinc ion binding; protein binding
Source: RefSeq, a predicted model, not a curated record